Merops nubicus (carmine bee-eater) is the source of this 1247-nucleotide messenger RNA. RefSeq names its product cadherin-19-like. Gene Ontology annotation, molecular function: calcium ion binding; cadherin binding. The record is from RefSeq and is a predicted model, not a curated record. Gene Ontology annotation, biological process: multicellular organism development; cell-cell junction assembly; adherens junction organization. The transcript is spliced from 6 exons. NCBI's taxonomy places the organism in Eukaryota, Metazoa, Chordata, Aves, Coraciiformes, Meropidae. Gene Ontology annotation, cellular component: adherens junction; plasma membrane; catenin complex. The annotation marks the transcript as partial.
AUGAAAAUUGAUUGAAAAAGAGGAUUCAGCAUGAAUUUCUACACAUUGCUAAGCCUCAUGCUGAUGCUGGUUCAACCUUGGCCUUGCUCUCCAGGCACACACGACAGCAGUGCCCAAAACAUGGGUCAGCCUUUCACAGCAGUGCGAAGAGUGAAACGUGGCUGGGUGUGGGAGCCCCUUUUUGCAACUGAGGAACAGACAUCGACGGUGCCUGUGUAUGUUGGACAGCUGAAGUCAGAUUUAGCAAAGCAAGAUGGAGACCUAAAAUACACUUUGACUGGGGAAGGAGCUGGAAGCAUUUUCAUCAUUGAUGAAAAUAAUGGCAAAAUUUAUGUAACACAGAAGCUGGAUCGAGAAAAGAAAGCCUUCUACACUCUAAGAGCACAAGCAAUUAACAGAAUCACUCAGCUUCCUGUUGAACCUGAAUCAGAAUUUGUUAUCAAGGUUCGAGAUGUCAAUGACCAUGAACCACAGUUCUUGGAUGGACCUUAUGUGGCCACUGUUCCAGAGAUGUCACCUGAAGGUACUUCGGUUACACAGGUAACAGCUACAGAUGGUGAUGAUCCUUCUUAUGGGAAUAGUGCCCGUCUGCUUUACAGUCUCGUUCAGGGACAGCCUUAUUUCUCUGUGGAGCCAAAGACAGGGGUCAUCAGAAUGGCUUCCCAAAUGGAUAGAGAAACAAAAGAUCAGUAUUUGGUCAUCAUCCAAGCCAAAGAUAUGUUUGGACAAGCAGGGGCACUUUCAGGAACAGCCACUGUUACCAUCAACCUCUCUGACGUCAAUGACAACCCACCUAAAUUUCAACAGCGACUCUACCGUAUGAGUGUCUCUGAAGAGGCUCCUGUGGGCACUACUCUAGGCAAAGUCUUUGCAGAAGACAGCGACAUAGGAGAGAAUGCAGCCAUGAACUAUUUCAUUGAAGGAGAUAGCUCAGAUGUCUUUGACAUCAUUACUAACAAUGAAACUCAAGAAGGAAUUGUCUUAUUAAAAAAGAGGGUGGAUUAUGAGAGCAAGAGGAUAUACAGUCUUCAAGCAAAAGUUGUAAAUAGGUUCAUUGAUGACCGUUUUCUGAAUGAAGAACCAUUUGAAGAUGAAACCAUUGUCAAAAUCAGUGUGGAAGAUGCUGAUGAACCUCCAGUUUUCACCCUGGAGAACUAUGUGAUGGAGAUUGCUGAAGGGGCUAUGAGUGGCUCACUGGUGGGCAUUGUAACGGCAAGAGAUCCAGACAAGGAAGACAGCCCAGUCAG